Molecule: messenger RNA, 526 nt
Organism: Durio zibethinus
Lineage: Eukaryota; Viridiplantae; Streptophyta; Magnoliopsida; Malvales; Malvaceae
Product: glutaredoxin-C1-like
Source: RefSeq, a predicted model, not a curated record
UAAAAACACAUUUCUUUGACUUCAUCACAUCUUUGCUUUCUUCUGCCUUUUUAGUUGCUCUUAUUUUCUUUUGUAUUCUUAGGAAGAGAAAAACAGAGAGGAGAAGGAAAAAUGCAUUAUCAAGGUGAUUCUUGGGGCUACUGCAUGCCAAUGAGGAGCAUGGGGUCAGACCCAAUGGAGAGGGUUGUGAAGCUGGCCUCGGAGAGCGCCGUGGCGAUAUUCAGUGUGAGCAGCUGCUGCAUGUGCCAUGCUGUGAAGAGGCUCUUUAAUGGAAUGGGAGUGAACCCAACCGUAUACGAACUGGACCAGGACCCCAGAGGGAAAGAGAUGGAAAGGGCACUGAUGAGGCUACUUGGCAACUCACAAGCUGUUCCCGUUGUUUUCAUCGGAGGGAAGCUGAUAGGAGCCAUGGACCAAGUCAUGGCUUCCCAUAUUAAUGGAACCCUGGUACCACUUCUCAAGGAAGCCGGAGCUCUUUGGCUCUAAUUCUGACAAUAUUAUUAGAGAACUGUAUGCCUAAUUAAUU